AUGUCUUACCAGUCGAAUGAUCUUAUCGACCGCCUCAAUUACCAGUAUACGGCAAUGUUAGUGGCGUUGGGAGCUAUCACACUUGCAGCAACACAGUACGUUGGCAAGCCGAUACAAUGUUGGGUCCCUGCGCAAUUCACCGGUGCUUGGGAGAAAUAUGCAGAAACCUACUGCUUUAUUAAGGGAUCCUAUUUCUUACCAGAUGACGAGCAUCCCAAUGAGGACUUUAUUGAAAGAGACAACGCUGUCAUCGGUUACUAUCAAUGGGUGCCGUUGGUGUUAGCACUACAAGCGUUUUUAUUUUAUGCACCAUGUAUCGUAUGGAAAGCUUUAAACUGCUCUACAGGUAUUAAUGUCAAAGACGUUCUCGAGAAUACAGCAAAGGUGAAGAAGAAUGUGACUGUCAAGGAAAGGGAAAAUCAGGUAAUCAAAGCAGCUGCUCACCUUCAAGAUGCCCUAGAACUACAACGCGAGCUAAAAACAGAAGCUGUUUUCCUUUCCAAGCUACGCAAGUCAGGCUAUUUUCUAUCGGCGGUUUAUGUAUUCACAAAAUUUCUCUACGUCUUCAACAUUUUUGUGCAGUUUCAGUUCGCCAUAUUCUCGGCGUUUCUUGGAACUAACAAUUCGUUUUGGGGAUGGGAAAUAUUCACCAACAUCUGGAGUGGUCGUGAGUGGAAUGUUACAGGUCACUUCCCGAGGGUGACAAUGUGUGAUUUCACAGUUCGAGUCCUUGGCGCUCUUCAUCGCUGGACAGUUCAGUGUGUACUGAUGAUCAAUAUGUUCACCGAGAAAAUCUACGUUUUCCUAUGGUUCUGGUUUGUUCUGAUCGGUGUGCUUUCGGUAAUCUCGCUGCUAUAUUGGCUUGUAGCCUUGGUUGGUAGUAAUUUCCAACGAGGUUUUGUUACAAAGUACCUGAGGUGCAUGAGAGAGAUCGGAGUGUCACCAUCAAAAACAGAGGAGGAAAAAGUAGGAGGAUUUGUUCGCAACUACCUAACAUCUGAUGGAGUAUUCAUUCUUCGGCUUAUUCAGACAAAUGGCGGUGAUAUGCUUGCGGGUGAGAUCAUCGUUGCGAUGUUCCGUCAGUACAAGGAACGUCGAAAGACUCCCUUAUCCGAAGACUCUUUCGGUGAUUCACCUGACACAAUGGCAACUCUUGAGCCGUGA
Messenger RNA from Angiostrongylus costaricensis, 1164 nucleotides. The record is from the annotation of a GenBank genome assembly. Lineage: Eukaryota; Metazoa; Nematoda; Chromadorea; Rhabditida; Metastrongylidae.